Messenger RNA from Paramuricea clavata, 711 nucleotides. The record is from the annotation of a GenBank genome assembly. NCBI's taxonomy places the organism in Eukaryota, Metazoa, Cnidaria, Anthozoa, Malacalcyonacea, Plexauridae.
AUAAAUAUCAAUGCAAAAAAUGGCGUACACCCAGCGACAAUCAAGUAGUAGCGGGCAAUCUCUUAUUUCUAAAAGCAAACCGAAAAUUGGAGUUGGUUCUAUCGUCUGCAAAGAAGCAGAAAUUCGUGGGGAGGUUAUAAUUGGUUCAAAAACAGUCAUCCAUCCAAAAGCACGCAUAUUGGCUGUACGUGGUCCCAUAAGAAUUGGGGAUGGCAAUUUAAUUGAAGAACAAACGUGCAUUAUAAAUCAAGGUGAUAUUAAUGAUGAAGGUGAUUCUACUGUCAUGGAAAUCGGGAAUAAUAAUUUCUUCGAAGUUGGCAGUCAUUGCGAAGCGAUAAAAGUCGGCAAUAAUAAUAUUUUGGAGUGCAAGUCGAAAGUUGGCCAACAAGUUAUUUUGGGCGAUGGAUGUGUGAUUGGUGCUUGUUGUGAACUGACGACCAAUGAAACUCUACCGGAUAAUACGGUGGUGUUUGGCAAAGACUGUCAGCGGAGGAUGCAGUCUGAACGACCACUCGCGCAAACGUUGCAACUAGAUUUCUUAACCAAAGUGCUGCCUAAUUAUCAUCACUUGCAGAAGAGUUCAAGAAAUUAGAUGACCUUUACUAAUUAGGCCAUACUGAAAGUGUAAAUGGAUAUAAUAUUUAAUUUAUAUAUACAGAAUAUCAUUGUAAUAGGUUGUAACAAUUUUUUUAAAUAUAAUCAUUCAAUUAA